Loxodonta africana (African savanna elephant) is the source of this 4523-nucleotide messenger RNA. RefSeq names its product eukaryotic translation initiation factor 2B subunit beta (gene EIF2B2). Gene Ontology annotation, biological process: translational initiation. Lineage: Eukaryota; Metazoa; Chordata; Mammalia; Proboscidea; Elephantidae. Gene Ontology annotation, cellular component: eukaryotic translation initiation factor 2B complex. The transcript is spliced from 8 exons. Bases 151 to 1206 code for a protein of 351 amino acids. Gene Ontology annotation, molecular function: translation initiation factor activity; guanyl-nucleotide exchange factor activity. The record is from RefSeq and is a predicted model, not a curated record.
GGGGCGGGAGCAGGCAGCUGGGGGCGUGGCCUUCGUUCCCCCAAACUCGAGUUCGUCUCCCAGAGCGGAAGCCGACCUCUCCCGCCCCGGAAGUGCAAGCUCUGGCGUCUUGCCGAUGUGGAUUUUGUGGGUGAGGGCGUCGCUUUCGAGAUGCCAGGCGCCGCGGCGAAGGUCUCGGAGUUGUCCGAGAGGAUCGAGAGCUUCGUGGAAACCCUGAAGCGGGGCGGCGGGCAGCGCAGCUCCGAGGACAUGGCUCGGGAGACCCUAGGACUACUACGGCGGAUCAUCACAGACCACCCCUGGGGCAACGCGGGGGAGCUGAUGGAGCUAAUCCGCAGAGAGGGCCAGAGAAUGACAGCGGCGCAGCCCUCAGAGACUACAGUGGGCAACAUGGUGCGGAGAGUGCUGAAGAUCAUUCGGGAGGAGUAUGGCAGACUCCACGGACGCAGCGAUGAGAGCGAUCAGCAGGAGUCCCUGCACAAGCUCUUGACAUCCGGAGGCCUGAGUGAGGAUUUCAGCUUCUAUUAUGCCCAACUCCAGUCCAAUAUCAUCGAGGCAAUUAAUGAGCUGCUGGUGGAGCUGGAAGGGACAACGGAGAACAUUGCAGCCCAGGCUCUGGAGCAUAUCCACUCCAAUGAGGUGAUCAUGACCAUUGGCUACUCCCGAACAGUAGAGGCCUUCCUCAAAGAGGCUGCCCGAAAGCGGAAAUUCCAUGUCAUUGUGGCAGAGUGUGCUCCUUUCUGCCAGGGUCAUGAAAUGGCCAUCAAUUUGUCCAAAGCAGGUAUUGAGACAACUGUCAUGACUGAUGCUGCCAUUUUUGCUGUUAUGUCAAGAGUCAACAAGGUAAUCACUGGCACAAAGACCAUCCUGGCCAACGGUGCCCUGAGAGCUGUGACAGGAACUCACACUCUAGCACUGGCAGCAAAACACCAUUCCACCCCACUCAUCGUCUGUGCUCCCAUGUUCAAGCUUUCCCCACAGUUUGCCAAUGAAGAAGAUUCAUUUCACAAGUUUGUGGCUCCUGAAGAAGUCCUGCCUUUCACAGAAGGGGACAUUCUGGAGAAGGUCAGCGUUCACUGCCCUGUGUUUGACUACGUCCCCCCAGAGCUCAUUACCCUCUUUAUCUCCAACAUUGGUGGGAAUGCACCUUCCUACAUCUACCGCCUGAUGAGUGAACUCUACCAUCCUGAUGAUCAUGUCCUGUGACCGCCACUUAUCCUAAGCAGGGGUUGCUUAGGCAAACACAGAAUGGAGAGACUUCAGUGCUACUGCUGAAAUACAUCCUCCUUGUAAAGGGGAACUGAACUGGAGUCAACCUAAAAGAAACUGGAUACUUUUCCUGCCUUUUCAGUCGUCCUCAAACAAGGGCACACAUCCAAGACUGUUUUUUGCCUUUCAGAUCUUAACACAGCAGCAGGGCUUGACCUAUUGAUUUUGGAGCCUCUAAGUGGCAUGGUCGCGUCUGCAUCAGGAACUUAAGCUUUCUGGUUCAGUGAUAUGUUAUGUUAAACAUAACACUGAAUAUCUUGCUGUGGGAUAGAGAUUUUUGCUCAGAAAUGGCUACCACACCUUUUCCAAGGUUCUGCCAAUAAAAGCUGCUUGAAGGUUCCUGAGUUGGUUUGUUUAUUGUCCUGCCCUGAUUGAACUGCUUGAAAUAGCAGCAGCAGCAGAGCCCUUAUGUGUUUUCACAGAGGCUGUAAUUAGAUUUACUAAGUCUAAAAUAUAGGACUACAAAUGACAGUAUUUGCAGUUUCCUUUAUAAUUCACUGGAAAUGACCCCAGACAGCUUGUUAGUACAUGGUUCCAAAAUCUCUCUGAUGUUCAAAAUCACCUACAGAACUUUAAAAAAAAAAAAAUACAGAAUCUUGGGCUUCCUCCCAGACCUGCUGCAUCAGAUCCCUGAGAUGCUGUCUGGAAAUCUGUAUGUUUAAAGCUCCCCAGAAAAGGACCCUAUCGUGGACUGCUAAUAGGACUAUAAAUUGGGACACCCUUUUCAGAGGGUAGUUUGGAGCUUAUAUUUCUAGAGUUACCUGUGCAAGUAUACAAAGACAUAUAUACAAGAAUGUUCAGUGCAGAUGCUAAUGUCCCAGUCUUAAGUGUCCAACAAUGAGGGGAAGGUUAAGUAUGACAUUUAUACUGUGGAACAUUAUGUAUACAAUGUAAAAGAAGUUUUCAAAAGGAUGGCUUGAGGGCAAUAUCUGAAGACUUCUGGCUGAUUGACCCAGUAUUUAACUUGAAUUAGUUACCAAUAUUUAAAAAUCUGGAGAUUGCAUGUUAAAAAGAAAAUUCAGAUUUCUUGCUUCUUUUGAAAACUCAGAAGACUUGGCAACUCUGGGCACAUUCCCAAACGGCAGCAGUUGACUGCAGGUCAGUAGCUUCUGAUUCCAUGUAGGCAUUUGAGUUUGUGACCCUUGUGUUAAAAGAAUGGGAUUUAUAAGGGAAUCCAUUUUAUAAUUGUUGACUAAAAACAAACUGGAAAAAAGGCAAGCUGUAAUGUACAUAAUGUGACCUUAUUUUCAUUGAAAUAAAACUAUAUAUGCAUAAAGUAUUACAGUAACACCAAGAAGUGGCAAGGAGGGGGACAUCUAAUUUUAAUACUUUUCUAUUUCGUUCCUUUUUCGUGUGUAUUGCUUUAGUAACUACAGCUUAACUGAAAAGGCUCCCCAGGUGAUCUAGGUGUUCUCUCAUGUUUGGGAGCUAGUGGUCUGAAGCAGAAGUCCAAGGCGGGGCACCUUGUUUCCAAGUAGAAUCCCUGGGAUGCUUGUCUCCAAGGCUGGCUUCCUGCCUCUUUUGGCAGUGUCUGCAGUGAAGGGAGGGGGCACCAGGAAUCUGUGUGUGUAACAAACAUCGCAAGGGAUUCUAACAGGUGAUUUGUAACCACACUUUGAUAAACACUGGUCAGAGCUAGGUUAUGAGGGAAAGGCCUCUAUGACCUAUUUGAGAUAUGCAGAUCUUUGCCUUAUGGUUUUUUACUUCCUGAGAGAGGAAACAAGAUUGAAGAUGGUCAGUCUAAAAAGACUGGUCAAAAAGCCCUGACUCAGAAGGGUCUGACUCACUCAGGCCUCAGUCUGUCAAUUAUUUCUUAAAGCAGCUAAGACUCCACGAUUUCUCAGUGAAGUGGCUUAUAGCUACCAAUUACCAGCAAUUGUCUCCUCUGAAGGCACCAAUUCUAACAGCAGUUCCCUUGGGUCCCAUUGUGUGGUUUAGAGUAAGAGCAGCAGUGAGUCAAGGAACUUAAUUCUGUUCAUGGCUCCAAGAUUGCUUUAUGAUACUUGUCCUUUGGGCGUCUUUGUCUGUGUCUAAAAUUAGCACCAACAUCCUUCCCAGGCAUAACUGAGAUGAAUGAAGGUUAUAAGGGUAGAGAUUUGUCUCUUUUUGGUCAACUCUUAGAACACCUAGAACAGGUGGUGGUGGUUGUUAGUUGUCAAGUUGAUUCUGACUCAUGGUGACCCCCGGUGUUAAAGAAUAGAACUGCUCCAUAGGGUUUUCUUGGCUGUCAUCUUAACACAAGAUUGCCAGGCCUUUUCUUUCAUGGUACCACUGGGUGGGUUUGAACCGCCAACCUUUAGGUUAGCAGUCGAGUGCAAACCAUUUGGACCAGAAGAACUGCACAAAUGCAUAUUCUAUAGAAUCUUUGGGGACUCAAAUACAUCUCACAAAAGCUAUUUAUAGGUGGUGUUUUUCUAUUUCCCUCUCUCCCAUUUUCCUGUUUGAGAAGGAGUAAAGAUUGAAAAGGGAGACCCUGAUCUGAACAGGGAGAGCCCGAGGUCUUCCAUGUUUACACACUCCGUAGCACCCUCUGUGCCUACUCCUGCCCUGCAGGCAAAGCAAACUAAACUCAGGAAAAGAAAAAAACUGCUGUAGCUUGGAGGAAAUUAAUGGAAAGGGGUCUCCGUGGAUGUGAAAGAGUCCCUGAAUAUGCUAAAUAAACCAAGUUAGAUAACUUACUCCACAGUUCAUAAAGACUCUUUUUACCACGGUUUGUAUCUUCAAGUUUGGGCGGAGGGCAGAAAAAGCAGAAUUCUUGGAACUCAAAUAAGGAACAGAAAUUCCUAAUUUAGCUUCAGAAAUACAGUCUUUGAAAAAUACUCCACCAAGAAAAACUUAAAUGUAAAGUGAUACCUCACAGAAAUAAGUGCCAGCACCCAUAUGAUCCUAAGUUUCACAGAUGUGCUUCAAAACAUUCCUCGGAGCAAUCUGUUGCAUUGGUCUUUGUGUUAAUGAAGGCUGCCAGUCACAGCUCCAUCACUGAGCUCUGGGACUCCAUAAUGCCACAUAUGUAGAAGUCAGUACAUCAGAAAUGCUUUGCCAUAAAAGAUAGCACCAGACGGUGAAGUAAUUAUUGUCAGUCCCCACACUGUCCGCCUGUCCUCGGAAAAACUCCCUCUGUAGACAUGCACCUACUUGACACAAAAGAGCUCUUCUGAAAUGCAGUUUGGAAAUGUUUUAUAUCUGGCCUACUUUGCUUUGAAUUAUUCUUUAUUCACGAAACAGCUGUUCCAGGAUAGUGUGCCAUGGCUAAG